Molecule: messenger RNA, 3616 nt
Organism: Paramormyrops kingsleyae
Lineage: Eukaryota; Metazoa; Chordata; Actinopteri; Osteoglossiformes; Mormyridae
Gene: aptx
Product: aprataxin
Biological process (GO): single strand break repair
Cellular component (GO): nucleus
Molecular function (GO): double-stranded RNA binding; protein binding; single-strand break-containing DNA binding
Source: RefSeq, a predicted model, not a curated record
ACCGAUUUAAUUUAUUGUUUUAGUCGUGCAAAUGCCUCCUGUUGUAUUCUGCCUAUAAAUAUAUCUGUCUGGUGUACUGGGCUUUACCAAAUAUAUAUUUCCAACUAUUUAGACAACAGGGAGCUUGUGUUUACUGAACGUCUUUAUUUGUCAUAAUUUCUUACAGUUUGUUACGUGUAAACUGUUACAAACUGUAACGCAUAGUCUGAGGGGUAGUUCUGUCCGUAUCUAGCAAAACUAUCUUUGAAUUAAGCGUCUGCGUCUGGUUUCUUCCCCCGAGAUUAGUGUGAUCUUGAAGAACAAUGACAUAAGAUGUAUUUUAUUACACAUGAUGACCCUUAUCACAAACUGUAUUUUUUAUUUUCCUAGACGAAAAUGCCAGUUUGUUGGCUCAUUAGGAAAGAUGGAAGUCACAAACCAAUUGGAUUACCCCAUCUCCAAGCAGUGGUCUUAGGACGAGGUCCGGAAACUAGAAUAGCGGACAAAAAAUGUUCUAGGGAACAAGUUGAGCUGAAAGCAGAUUACGACAAGGGCUACAUAAAUGUGAAACAGCUGGGUGUGAACCCCACCAGCGUGGACUCUGUGGUCGUGGGCAAGGGCAAGGAGACGAAGCUGAAGCCGGGACAGCUGCUUCACGUCGUCAAUCAGCUGUACGCCUACGCGGUGGAGUUCUCCGAGGACACGGCCAGCUCCAGCUGCAAGCCCGAGAGACGGCAAGGCUCCAAAAGGCGUCCCGAGGAGGACGUGGGCGCGGGAACCCAGAAACACAAGAUGUCUAGAGCUGAGAAUGAAGUGAAGGCAACUGAUGCGUGCAGAAGCGGAGGAGCUGCCACUGGAAGUGCCCUGAAAAAGCAGACUGACGACACUGCUAAAUCGGAGGCUAAAGGUCAUUGGAGUCAGGGACUGAAGACUUCAAUGCAAGAUCCCAAAAUGCAGGUGUACAAAGAUGAGAAGGUGGUCGUCAUCAAGGACAAGUACCCCAAGGCCCGGUACCACUGGCUGGUUUUACCGUGGGAGUCCAUUAGCAGCCUGAAGGCAGUGCGGGCAGAGCACUGCGCACUGCUGCAGCACAUGCAGCGAGUGGCGGAGAGGCUGGUGCAGCAAUGCGCCACUGCUGGCAAGCUGCAGUUCCGCAUGGGAUACCAUGCCAUUCCCAGUAUGAGUCAUGUUCACCUUCAUGUCAUCAGUCAAGAUUUUGACUCCCCAUGCCUGAAAAAUAAAAAACACUGGAAUUCCUUCACAACAGACUACUUCAUUGAAUCACAAGCUGUCAUAGAAAUGCUGGAAAAAGAUGGACAUAUAUCAGUGAAGGAUGGCGCUGGUGAGUUACUGAAGCUACCGCUGCGGUGUCACCAGUGCCAUAAGGAGAUGUCGACCAUCCCGCAGCUGAAAGAGCACCUGAAAUCUCACCUGCCCAGGUAAAAGAGCACCUGAAAUCUCACCUGCCCAGGUGAAAGAGCACCUGAAAUCUCACCUGCCCAGGUGAAAGAGCACCUGAAAUCUCACCUGUCCAGGUGAAAGAGUGCAGAUGGUUACGAGAGAAAACAGCGGGCGGGACACGUUUCGCAUAUCCUGCCUGCAACCCCCCAGCCAACAGAAAGAGGCUUUCAGGGAUAAGGAGACACAUUUCAUUGUCAUACCACUACAGUAAUUGGUGUAGAAACCCAAGAAACGUUGUCUAUGCUUAUUUUGUCCAGAACCAGUCAUGGAGAUUUCAUUUAUGUCCCUUUGAAUUUGUCGUGUCGAUUUCUGUAUUUCCAAAUAAACAGCCUUAUUACUUGGGUUUAUAAUUAAACCAGUUAUCGCAUGCAACUAAAGGACACAGGUAUCAUAACGUUCUUUGCAUUAAAGAAACUUACAUGCAUUUCAUCCACACCAUCAAAAAAGAAAUUAGAGACCACAAAGGCAAUGGUCCAAAUUGUACAUAAUCUCACAACAAGGUUAAUACAUUUUCAGACACUGCCUCAUCAUCCCUUCCCAUAACCCCAUCUUGCUGGCUGGGAGUUACCUUUAGAUAUGGCGUCAUGCUGAACCCCUGCUAAACCUCAGCCCUUUUAUGGUAUGCCGCCAGACAUUUACUGGAACAUUCCAGAGCUACGUUCUCAUUUACACCCAAAAGCUGCCGGCAAAACAUUAGAGGACAUCCGGGAGCCUUACAAUAGUAGCUGUUUGAGGGACAGAUCAUACUUAAAGAUUUUUAACAAAGACUUAACCAUGAACACACACCUUCAGUGCUGAAGGAGCACGGGAUUUCUGUAAGGUCCAUGUUUUUGCUCCCUCCCAACUCCCUGUCAGAUUAUCCACAUGUUUGCGAGCUGGGAUGGACCAAAAACGUGGACUGUUUUGUGUGUCCCUGAGGACCGGAUUGGGAAACACUGCUAUUAGGUAAUUUGAGGUGUAAUCCCAUUGAUCAUGGACAAGAGCUGUCCAGUCCACUAUCCCUAACCCUACUUAUUCCAAGUAAAGUGAGGACUAAAUUAUUGAGGAUUAAUGAGGGUAAAGUUGUAGAUGGAGCAGCUUAUGGGUCAUGGUCCUCCAAGGUACCAAUGCUAUACCAGUACUAGGCACCUGCCCCCCCCCCCAAAGAAUAACAAGCACUGUAGUGCUGGAUCUCGGGACAGGGUGCUUGAAAGCCGGGUUUGCUGGAAAUGCCGCAACUUCAUACAUAAUUGCCAGCAUGGUUGGGUUGGCACGAAACGCAUCAGAUCAUGGUCAGGGAGAGGUUGGGAAGGGAACUUUAGACAUGCAGGACUUAAGUUACGUCAACCAACUACACGAUGGCUUAGUGAAUGGUUGGGAUGCAAUGGAGAGGUUCUGGGAAUAUGUGUUCAAACAGGAGCUACAGUAUAAUUUCAGGAACUCGCUGUCCUCCUGUGCGAUCCACCCCUAAUACCCAGCACCAACCAGGAGAAGAUUGCCAUACUGAGGAUUGACACUUUCCACAUCCCUGCCAUGCAUGUUGGCGGUCAGUGUUGCCGGUCAGUGUUGGCGGUCCUGUCUGGGUAUACCUACAUCAUGCCAGGACCAUGGGUCCUUCCACACCAUUCCUGAAAAUGAUGCUAUUCCCACGCCUGGCAAGACCAUCAAUGUAGGACGAAGAUGUUUUGGUGAUUUGGGAAUAAUUCUUCCAGGCUUUGACGCAGUGGAAAGCAUUAAAGCAAAGUGCUGCUUUGUUUCCAAUGAUAUAUGGUGCUUCUCCAGUGCCACCGGGAACCGUUACAUUUCCAUUACAAAGUAUACGAGCCGCAUCCGAUUAUGGAGGGAUUAUUCAGAUUUGAUUAAAUAAAUAAAUGCGUGCAUAAAUAGAUAUAUUGUGAAAUUUGGCAAUAAAUCAGUAAAUCUGAGAAUUUUUUUUCCUGUAUUGAUUUUUUGUUGGCUUCAUUCUUUCAGUGGUGCCACACUUGACAUGAAAUAAGCCUUGAAAUGCAAACUAUCAUAUUCACCCAUCACAGUUUUGAGGGAGGGCUCUGGUGAAUUUUGAUUGGCGGUUCAUUUUCACAAGUUUGUUCCUGUCUAAUCCAACAUGGCCACACUGGACAUACGGUAGAAAACCACCAUCCACGGUUUCAGUUAUCUGCAGUUGGAUGUGAUCCGAAAUAAAAAAUUGUAAAAUGUG